UCAAUAAAUGUUUAAGGAUUGACUAUGUCAGAAUUACCCAACUUGAGUUAUGAGUACGAAUGAAAAUUUUUUUUCUCGAGUUCGAGCCGUAUGAGGAUAAAACCUCUUAUACGUUUCUGGGGGAGAUUGUUUAUGUGCAUCUAUCCCAAUGAGCCAUCUAUCGAAUCGUUGCAAUUGAUGUUCGAUCCCGACGAGAAGGGAGAGAUCUUCGAAAAGUGGGUUUUUAUGAUCCGAUAAAUAAUCAAACUUAUUCAAACGUUCCUGCUAUUCUAUAUUUCCUUGAAAAAGGUGCUCGACCAACAAGAACUGUUUCUGACAUUUUUAGGAAAGCAGAUUUAUUUAAAGAAAAAAUUUCGAGUUAGUUAAAGUUAAUUAGUUAAAAUGAAAAGUUAAUUAAAAGAAAAAAGACCAAAAUAAAGAAAAAAGGGGGGAGGAAUAAAUAUAUAUAGUGUAAUUAUUUACAUUUACCUACAAUUUAUUAUCUAUAAUUUGUCCUUUUCCUGUUAUAGGAAUCCAGCAACAAACAAGGAAUUAAUCUUGUUUAUCCUUUAUUGAUUGAAUAAACCUGUCUGUCUUUAUCUCUUCCUUAUUUUAUAAAAAUUUAUGAUUUAUUUAUAUUUUUUUGUUUGUGCCAAUCCAACAAAAAUAUUUAUUUGAUUUACUUCAGUUUUUUAUUCGUUUUAUCACCAUUCUAGUCAUAUUUAUAUUGACAAUGUUAUAUUAAACAAAUAUAAUUGAUCGUAGAUAAAGAAAUCUUCUUAUCCCGACCCUAUCCUAUAUUGUAUUAUUGGAUUUGGUUUUCAAUUCACUUCAGUCAAAUGACGGGUUUGUAUUGCCGGGUUUACUGUCAUAGAAGAUGUUUUUUUUUCCUUAACUCGGGUUAAAUAAAAAAAUGUAUAAAUAAAUGGUUGGUCCGUCGGAAUUUUGGCAUUUCUAUUAGGAAUUUAGUGCUUUUUACUAUGAUCUAUACAUUUUUUCUAAUUGAUCAAUAAAUCAACAAGAAAGAUUUGUUCUUAGUUCAAUGUUUUGAUGGGGUCGCGCAGUCUAAUUCAAUUGGUUUUUUAUUUCGAUCGUAUCUACAUAUCCGACUUUAAUUUUGAAGGGUUGGGUUGCUAACUCAACGGUAGAGUACUCGGCUUUUAAGUGCGACUAUGAUCUUUUACACAUUUUGAUGAAGCAAUAAAUUCGUCCAGACUUUUGGUAGAGUCUAUAAGACCACGACUGAUCCUCAAAGGUAAUGAAUGGAAAAAGCAGCAUGUCGUAAUACAUAAUAUAAUAAAAAUAAAACUAUAAAUCUAUUAUUUUAUUUUUAUUGAAAAAAAUUCAAAUUUAUAGUUUGGUCUAGUGAAUAAAUGGAUAGAGCUUCAUGGCUCCAAUUCCAAUUCUGAUAAACCAAAAAGCAACGAGCUUAUGUUCUUAAUUUGAAUUAAAUGAUUACCCGAUCUAGUUUUAGACGUUAAAAAUGGAUUAGUGCCUGGUACGGGAAAGGAUGGGGUCUCCCGUGAGGAGACCAUUGAUUCUUUUUCUUUUAUGAAUCCUAAAUAUUUAUUAUUAUGGGUUAGAGACGAUUGUGUAAAAGAAACAGUAUACUGAUAAAGAUAAUUAAUUCCAAAAUCAAAAGAGCAAUCAGGUUGCAAAAAUAAAGGGUCAUUAUCCUCUUGUAAUUAUAACGAAGAUAAACCAUUUUUGCUAGAAAAAGGGGAGUAAAAAAACCUAUUGAUUGGAUUUCCUCUUUCCUUUACAGGUUUAUUAUUAUUAUUGUAAUUGUAUAUAUACAUAAUCUUCUUUAUUAUACAUAAUAUACAUAAUACUCUGUUUUGACCAUAUUGCACUAUGUAUCAGUUAUUUUAUAACUCAAGAAAUUCUUUCUACCUUUGCUUCACGUGGAAAUAUAAAUGGAAGAAUUACAAGGAUAUUUAGAAGAAGAUAGAUCUCGGCAACAACAGUUUCUAUAUCCACUUCUCUUUCAAGAAUAUAUUUACGUAUUUGCUUAUGAUCAUGGGUUAAAUAGUUCAAUUUUUUAUGAACCCCAAAACUCCUUGGGUUAUGACAAUAAAUUUAGUUCAGUACUUGUGAAACGUUUAAUUAUUCGAAUGUAUCAAAAAAAUUAUUUGAUUUAUUCGGUUAAUGAUAUUUACCAAAAUAUAUUUGUCGGGCAUAACAAUUAUUUUUAUUUUAAUUUUUUUUCUCAGAUUCUAUCUGAAGGUUUUGCAGUCAUUGUAGAAAUUCCAUUUUCGCUGCAGUUAAUAUCUUCCCUUGAAGAAAAAGAAAUACCAAAAUCUCACAAUUUACAAUCUAGUCAUUCAAUAUUUCCUUUUUUAGAGGAUAAAUUAUUGCAUUUAAAUUAUCUGUCCGAUAUACUAAUACCCUAUCCCGUCCAUAUGGAAAUCUUGGUCCAAAUACUUCAAUCCUGGAUCCAGGAUGUUCUCUCUUUACAUUUAUUGCAGUUCCUUCUCCACGAAUAUUAUAAUUGGAAUAGUCUCAUUAUUCCGAAAAAAUCUAUUUACGUAUUUUCAAAAGAAAAUAAAAGACUAUUUUGGUUCUUAUAUAAUUUAUAUAUAUAUGAAUACGAAUUUCUAUUAGUGUUUUCUUGUAAACAAUCCUCUUUUUUACGAUUAAUAUCUUCUGGAGUCCUUCUUGAGCGAAUACAUUUUUAUGUAAAAAUAGAACAUCUUGGAGUGUACCGAAUUUUUUGUCAGAAGACUCUAUGGAUUUUCAAGGAUCCUUUCAUACAUUAUAUUCGAUAUCAAGGAAAAUCGAUUCUGGGUUCAAGAGGGACUCAUUUUUUGAUGAAGAAAUGGAAAUACCACCUUGUUAAUUUUUGGCAAUAUUAUUUUCAUUUUUGGUCUCAACCAUAUAGGAUUGAUAUAAAGAAAUUAUCAAACUAUUCUUUUUAUUUUCUGGGUUAUUUUUCAAGUGUACAAAUUAAUUCUUCGAUGGUAAGGAAUCAAAUGCUAGAGAAUUCAUUUCUAAUGGAUACUCUUACUAAGAAAUUUGAUACUAUAAUCCCGAUUAUUCCUCUUAUUCGAUCAUUGUUUAAAGCUCAAUUUUGUACCGUAUCUGGGUAUCCUAUUAGUAAACCAAUUUGGACCGAUUUAGCGGAUUGUGAUAUUAUUAAUAGAUUUGGUCGGAUAUGUAGAAAGCUUUCUCACUAUCACAGUGGAUCCUCAAAAAAACAGAGUUUGUAUCGAAUGAAGUAUAUACUUCGACUUUCAUGUGCCAGAACUUUGGCCCGUAAACAUAAAAGUUCAGCACGCAGUUUUUUGCAAAGAUUAAGUUCGGGAUUAUUAGAAGAAUUCUUUACGGAAGAAGAACAAGUUAUUUUUUUGAUCUUUCCAAAAAUAAUUUCUUUUUAUUUAUAUGGAUCAUAUAGAGAACGUAUUUGGUAUUUGGAUAUUAUCCGUAUCAAUGACCUGGUAAAUUGUUUAUUAGUCACGACAUAAUACAAUACAAUAUAAAUAUAAGAUCCAUAGAAGAUGUACAAAUGAUCUAUAUUUAUACUAUGGAUCAAGAGAAAAAAUAUUCAGAGAAUUAUCAUUCUGAAAUGCUCAUGUAGUACUGUACUGCUUGAAUCAACUGAGUAGUAAAAAUUCUUAUUUGCACUUUACUUUCUUCUCGGGAUGUUUUUUAUUUAUAUGUAUACAUAGGGAAAGUCGUGUGCAAUGAAAAAUGCAAGCACGUUUUGGGGAGGGAUUUGUUACCUAUUAUACUAAAAGGAAAAAUAUCUACUCCAUCCGACUAGUUCCGGGUUCGAGUCCCGGGCAACCCAUAGAAAAAAUACAAAAAAAUAUUUAUUUUUUUUAUUCACUUCAUUUACAA
Molecule: messenger RNA, 3819 nt
Organism: Zingiber officinale
Lineage: Eukaryota; Viridiplantae; Streptophyta; Magnoliopsida; Zingiberales; Zingiberaceae
Product: maturase K
Exons: 1
Coding region: 1896-3443 (515 amino acids)
Biological process (GO): mRNA processing
Cellular component (GO): chloroplast
Source: RefSeq, a predicted model, not a curated record